Messenger RNA from Sinocyclocheilus rhinocerous, 2120 nucleotides. It is a transcript of the gene slc2a9l2, whose product is annotated as solute carrier family 2 member 9, like 2. Lineage: Eukaryota; Metazoa; Chordata; Actinopteri; Cypriniformes; Cyprinidae. The coding region runs from base 343 to 1923 and encodes 526 amino acids. The transcript has 13 exons. Gene Ontology annotation, molecular function: D-glucose transmembrane transporter activity. Gene Ontology annotation, cellular component: plasma membrane. Gene Ontology annotation, biological process: dehydroascorbic acid transport. The record is from RefSeq and is a predicted model, not a curated record.
UCUGGAUGAUUGAGGAGUUCAGUUUGGAGAAUCAAUAAUCUGUCAGAACAUUAAACCUCCAAAACCAGCACCUGCCCGUCUCAGAUAUACAGUGAUCUGAUCUGAGACCAGCUCACAGCAGGACACUGAAACAUGACGAGCUGGUGCUGCUUUUGUUGGACUUCGUCCUGAAGGUUAAACAAACACACGGAGAGAGAGAGAGUGUGUGUGUGUGUGUUUAUGAGCGAGUGUGAUCUAUGAGCGCUGUGCAUUCACUGCCAUGCGUCUGCCGUCUGCAGCUCAGCACUGAAGCUCCGAUCCAAUCGACCAAUCACAGCAGCAGGAGGGGUCUAAUAGUGAGAGAUGGAGAAAAAGACCAAUGAGGAGGAAACGCAGCGCAAAGACAGCAGUGACGUCAAAGGUCCACCUAAACAGCGUCUGACCGUGUGUUUGAUCAGCGCCGCGUUCUUUGGAUCUGUAGGAUCGUCCUUCCUGUACGGAUAUAACCUGUCUGUGGUCAACGCUCCGGCCAGCUACAUAAAGACCUUCUACAAUAAGACGUGGAUCGAUCGCUAUAAUGAGCCCAUUGGGGACGGGACGGUCACCCUGCUCUGGUCGGUCACCGUGUCCAUCUUUGCCAUCGGCGGUCUGGUGGGGGCGCUGACGGUCUCCUUCCUCAUCAAAGCCUUGGGCAGGAAAGGAACUCUUCUGGCCAAUAACGCUCUGGCUCUGAUCGCUGCGCUCCUAUUGGCUCUAGGAGAGACGGCCGGAUCCUUUGAGAUGCUCAUCAUUGGUCGGUUUAUCAUCGGCAUGGAUUCAGGUGUGUCUCUGAGCGUGCUGCCCAUGUAUCUGGGGGAGAUUUCUCCUCGGCAGGUGCGCGGCUCCAUCGGUCAGUUUCACGCCAUCUUCAUCUGUCUGGGCGUUUUCAUCGGGCAGGUGCUCGGACUGCCUGAGAUCUUUGGACAGGAAAGCAGAUGGAACUUCCUGUUCGGUUUCUUGGCACUUCCUGCCCUACUGCAGCUGUGUGUUCUGCCGUUUCUGCCCGAGAGUCCGAGAUUCCUGCUGAUGGAGCGCCGGGACGAGGCGGGAGCGGAGAAAGCGUUCCAGGCGUUUCUGGGCCGGUCAGACGUCAGCCGUGAGCUGGAGGAGGUUCACGCCGAGAGUCGCGCUCAGAACACGCAGCGGACGGCGUCGGUGCUGGAGCUCUUCCGGAAGCGCUCGCUCCGCUGGCAGCUGAUCACGGUGAUCGUCGUCAUGAGCUGCUAUCAGCUCUGUGGACUCAACGCCAUCUGGUAUUACACUAACGGGAUCCUCCAGAAGGCCGGUUUCGAGCCGACGCUGAUCCCGUACAUCACGCUCAGCACCGGCGGCAUCGAGACGCUGGCCGCCGUCAUAUCGGGUUUAGUUAUUGAGAAAGUCGGUCGGAGGCCAUUACUGAUCUUUGGUUUUUCAGCGAUGGCUGUUUUCUUUAGUCUCCUCACAGUCUUCCUGCAUUAUCAGGACAGGUUCUCCUGGAUGCCGUAUCUCAGCUUCACCUCCAUUCUGCUUCUGAUCGCUUCCUUCUGCUCCGGUCCAGGCGGUGUACCGUUCGUGUUGACGGGGGAGCUGUUUGAACAGUCGUAUCGUCCGGCUGCGUUUAUGAUCGCAGGAACCGUCAACUGGCUCUCAAACUUCGCUGUGGGACUCCUGUUCCCCUUCAUACAGGAGGCGCUGCAGACGUUUGCCUUCUUGCUGUUUGUGGUGGUGUGUGCCGCUGGAGCCGUUUAUCUGCUCGUCGUUCUGCCGGAGACCAAAAACAAGACCUUCAUGGAGAUCAGCCAGAGUUUCUCCAAGAUCAACGGCGUCCCGGAUCAGACUCACGAGCGAGAGAUGAAGGACGCGCUGGACACCGCCACUGUCAAUGGACUCCAAUGUGCCGACGUGGAGAUGGAGAGCUCCUUCUGAACCAUGCAGGAGCUUUUAAAAUUAUGUACGACUGAUGUUUCCUUUCAGAAAUUAUGAUCAGCUCUUCGUUAUGACUGAAGAACAUUUUCACUCUCAGUGGUUUUAAAUCAGAUGUCUGUAGUUUUACAUGUGUGUGUGUGUGUGUGUGUGUGUGUGCAUGAGUGUGUUCGUGUGUGUGUGUGUGUGUGCGCAUGCGU